Drosophila grimshawi is the source of this 997-nucleotide messenger RNA. RefSeq lists its product as uncharacterized. The record is from RefSeq and is a predicted model, not a curated record. NCBI's taxonomy places the organism in Eukaryota, Metazoa, Arthropoda, Insecta, Diptera, Drosophilidae. The transcript is spliced from 4 exons. Bases 164 to 898 code for a protein of 244 amino acids.
AGUUGUAGUUCUGAGCUUGGGUUCGUUGGACGUCUGCCACGAGCGUCGACAUCUAAAGAUUACAUAUAUAAUUACCCAUCGCUUUUAAUUGCUAUUUGCUGCCAAAUUGUGCAAAUUAGCCGUUUCGUGUGAAUUGUUUUUUGUUUAAAAAAUCAAAAUAAAAAUGCUAAAAUACUUAACCAUUGUGGCUGCUGUGAUGCAAUUGACCUACCUCGCACAGGCCGAAGCGCCCGAAUACAUUAGGCAAUGCCGUCGAAAUGAUCCCAAAAUUCUGGACUGCUUAAGCAAAGCUGUGGAGCAUCUGAGACCCUAUCUGGCCAAGGGUAUAGCCGAGAUUGAGCUGCCGCCCGUCGAACCCUUCAAGAUGGACUCGCUGGCCCUACAACUGACCGAUGGACCGCAAGGCUACAAGAUUACGCUAAAGAACGUGGAGGCAUUUGGCGCCAGCAACUUUGAAGUCAAAUCACUCAAGCUCGGCGUCAACGGUGGUGAGCCCUUCAAGGCGCGCAUCAUAAUGCCCAAGCUGAAGAUCGAGGCCAAGUACACCAGUUCGGGCACACUGCUGAUAAUACCCGCAUCCGGAGGCGGCGAUUUCCAUGCCACAUUCGAUGGUGUCACCGCUGAUCUGACUGGCAAAACAUCGUUGCGUGGCAAGUACUUGCACGUGGAUGCCCUGAGUCUCGUCCUGGAUGUUGACAAAGUCAACAUGAGCAUCUCGCGAGCCUUCAACAACAAUCGCAUACUGCUGGAGGCCACAAAUCUUUUCCUGCGCGACAACUCUAUGAUUGUGCUGGAGGCUAUGCAGCCGCAGCUCCAGAAGAAGUUGGCCACUGAAUUUGGCAAACUGGCAAAUCAGCUGCUCAAGAACGUUCCCGUCGAACAGUUCUACGAGGAUUAGUCUACCAAAGAUAAGGACUCUAGCACUAGGCUCUAUUAAAUUAAUUGUAAAAUGCUAGUUAUCGCUAUGAACAAAGUAUUAAACAAUAUACAAAACGCA